AUGAACAAGAGUUGGAUGACAAAGAAUAAAUGGUCGGAAAAGUAUGUUAGAGGGGUUAAUGAGUUUUUGGAGUUCGCAUUUAACAACGGGGCUAUUAAUGGUACGAUUCGUUGCCCAUGUACGAGGUGUGCCAAUGGCACCUCGUGGGUACGGGGUAUGGUAUAUGCACAUUUGAUAAAUUAUGGGAUUUGUCAGGGUUACACUUGUUGGUAUGCUCAUGGGGAACAACUUGGAGCUAUUUCUAGUCAGGCUACUAACACCCCUAUUCAUUGGGAGCCAAUACAUGACAGUUCUAGCGGGAUGCGUGACAUGUUGCAUGAGGUUUUUCCCACUCAUGAUCUCGAACAAGAUCCUGGUUUGAGUCAAUGCCCUAUAUCAGAAAUGGGUGAUGAAACUGAAGGUGUAUACGAAGAUCGACAAGGUGCCAGUGAAGGGACUCAAAAGUUUUAUAAUUUCCUGAAUGAUGCCAACAAGCCAUUAUAUGAAGGGUGCACUGAAUAUACUAAGUUUUCCGCUAUUUUGCUUGAAAUACUGAAUAAAAUGCUUCCAUCGGAUGCCUCGUUACCAAAGAAUACAUAUGAGGUUAAAAAGUACAUGAGGAAGUUAGGGCUUGGAUAUGAGAAGAUUCCGGUUUGUGUUAAUGGUUGCAUGUUGUUUUGGAAGGACAACGAGAAUGCGGAAAACUGUAAAGUGUGUGGAAAGUCAAAGUGGAACCAGAAUAAAGAUGGGGUUGAGUCAUCACAAAAAUUGAAGAGAAAACCAAAGAAGGUAUUGCGGUGGUUUCCUUUGAAAUCAAGAUUGCAAAGGCUAUUCAUGUCAUCGAAAACCGCUUUACAUAUGAAGUGGCAUGCUGAGAAGCGUACGGAUGACGGUAUAUUAAGGCAUCUGGCUGAUGCCUUAGCUUGGAAGGCAUUUGAUUCAAAGUACCCAGAUUUUGCUUCUGACUCGCGCAAUGUUAGGCUUGGGUUAGCGACAGAUGGAUUUAAUCCGUUUGGCAACAUGAGCACUAGUUACAGUCGAAAAUCGCCCUCUUUCAAAAUAGAUGUGUACCUAGAGCCUCUAAUAUCAGAGUUGAAGGAAUUAUGGGAUGUUGGAGAACCAACCUAUGAUGUAUCCUCUAAUCAGACAUUUACAAUACAUGCUGCUUUGAUGUGGACGAUAAAUGAUUUUCCUGCGUAUGGUGAUGUGUCUGGGUGGAGUACAAAAGGACGUUUUGCAUGUCCAUGUUGUAUGGGUGGGUGGAGAAAGGAAGCAAGGUCAUUUGAUGGUACCCAAGAAUUAGAUCAUCCGCCUCCUAUGCCAACUGGUGAUGAAAUAUGGAGACAAGUUCAGGGCAUUGACAGUGUCAUUGAGGCUAUUAGGAAAAGACCAAAUAUUGUUCAAGUGGAUUGUGAUAAGCAAUUGAUAUGGAAGAAGCAGAAUAACUUAAAAGCACGUCUUGACUUAAAAAAAAUGGGUUUGAGACCUGAACUUCACCCAGUUCCCAAAGCUGCAAACAAGACAUAUUUGCCGGCAGCUUGUUUUACAAUGACUAAGAAGGAGAAAAAGGACUUCUUGAAGGUUAUACAAAAUGUAAAAGUGCCUGAUGGAUAUGCUUCAAACGUUUCACGUUGUGCCAAAGUUGAAGAAUGUAGUCUUGUGGGUUUGAAGAGUCAUGAUAGUCACAUUCUAAUGCAACAACUUAUGCCAAUUGCUUUACGUGGAUCCUUAACGAAGAAGGUUGUGGAACCUUUGAUUGCGUUGUCUGGCUUCUUUAAAGAGAUUUGUUCCAAAACGCUACGAUUAGAAGAUUUGGAUCGACUUGAGUCCUGA
Molecule: messenger RNA, 1812 nt
Organism: Alnus glutinosa
Lineage: Eukaryota; Viridiplantae; Streptophyta; Magnoliopsida; Fagales; Betulaceae
Exons: 5
Coding region: 1-1812 (603 amino acids)
Source: RefSeq, a predicted model, not a curated record